UUCCUACGGCAACGCAACAUAGCUUCCCCCCAGAGGAUCAUGGGAAACGAGUUUGGCUGCAGGAUCGGAGGGAGUUUCGAAAUAUUUCACGAUUAGCUUCAGUCUAAACACAAUUAUAAUACAUGUUUUUAUCCAAAUAGAAUGUGAGUAUAGACGGUGUGUCUGACGUACUUCGGUGAGGUUUUUAUUUUACGGGGAACAGCGCGUUUCGCCGUAAACACAGUUAGCUAGGCGGCUAACGCUGCCACCUUUAUAACGGUGUGAUAACAACAGUGGCUAAUGUGAACAAAAGUGAACACAUGACUCACGUUGUCGUGAACGUAAGCGCUAUACAUAACCGGAAUGUGAACAUUAAUAUGUCAUCGUGCGUGUCCAGAGGGAUUCUGUCCUUUCUUCGUCCAUGUACAAUCACAAUUACGAUGAGCUGAUGCUGACGUCUUUUAAAACAUGGAGCUAAAGUUGGAUGUCGUUUUGUCGUCCAGCAUCAAAAGGAAGAAGCCAUGGCCGCGGUUCUGCUGGCUUGGGCAGGAGAAGGAGUCUGUCUUCCUGUUAGAUGACAAACGCGUUAGCGAGAUCAACAUGGUCUCCGGUCGCACAAAGAAAAGGACCCCUAAACUCCAUCCUUUGCUCAACAACGUCUUGACCAUGACUUCAUCACAAUGCGGUACAUGGCUUUGUGGAGUUCUGGUCUCAGGGGAGCUUUUUCUGUGGAACAGGGAUAGAGACUUGUUGAAGACUGCUGCAGCCGCCCCUGAAGUACUUCAAGUGAUUACUGCUGCUCAAGGAAAUUCCACAAGGUUGUCUCUUCAGGUGUCAGGGGAUGGAAUGCAUGUGCUACUCGUCGCCAUAACGGGACACGUUUUCCUGUGGGAGUGUAUGGAUGCCAGGGAUUUGUCGGGAGUACGAGAUGGCACAGUAAAUGGAUGCUGGGCACAGAUGAAGCCCCUUGAGGAUACCAUUCUCCCCUCGCCACACGACAAAGAAGCAUCGCUGCACACGAUUUUUGUGAAGACGGAGGCUAUAGGUGAUGUCUGUUUGUCAGCCCUUGUUUUCAUGUCAGGGGAGAAACUUAUAAUCUCCUGUCUGAAAAUUCAGUGGGAAGAACGUAACAUGAGAGUUGGUUCUGUGGAAUAUAGUGUACAGUGGGUCACCAAAACAUACCCACUGACUCAUCUCACCACACCCUGCCAACCAGUUAAGUCUAGAGGGGCAUUAGUGGCAGCCUUCUCCCCAGAUGGCCAACUGUUAGCCAUUGUCCUGAACCAGAGACGGCCAACGGCUACACAGGUCCUUUAUGUGAGCACCCAGAAUUUUGUCUCAGUAUCAAGUGGCCUUGGAGGAUGUGGAAUCAAAACAAUGGAGAUUCCCUCCAGAUACAUAAGAUCUUACUGGGUGGGCAGUGUGAGCUGGUCGCCCAACAGUCUUUUCUUGGCUUGUGUUCUCAAGAGAGGUUCCCUUCUGAUGUUGGCUCGUCUUGGGGGCCUUCUCACUCUAACAAGCAGUGGUUGCAAUGUUGACUUUGGGCCAGCACAGUUCCUGCCCCUGCACCCUCUUGUCACCUACUGGCCACCAGUAUCUGCAGGGAAAGGGGAGGCCUCUCUCUCCAGUUCAAGUUUGUCCAUGCGUGAUGUUCUGAGGCAGCGAUAUUCGGUGACCUGGCAUCCACGGCUGCUGUAUCUCAUCGUGUCUGAUGGCUACAUGGCCACAGUUAUGAAGGUGCUUGAUAAGCCCUCUCCUUCCAUGAUGCUAAAAAUGCUUCUGAAGGACACAGUCAAGGAUCUGGAGAAGAUGAGCCAGAUGCUGGAUCAGUCUCAGGCUCAUGUGAGAGCAUGGUUGGAGUCUGUUUCUUGUCUGACUCUUGACAGCAGCCUUGAACCACUAAACCCCAUAGUUACAUGUGGUCCCAACACUGCAGACUUUUCAGCAGCCACAGAUGGAUCCACUUUGCCACUUUUCCUGCAGGACCUGGGGACUUUGGGUGGAACCACAGGGCUUCUUGAAAAAGUACAGUCUUUCCUUGAUGAUGACUCUGAUUUGGACGGACCUCCUGCUGGUUCUCAUAUAGAGGAUGGUGGUCGUUUGGAGUUUGCCUCGAUGGUUGACACUCUUCAUGCCCAGGACACACGCACUGACACUGGACUUUUUACUGGUCAAGACCUUGAAGAUGACUUUGUUGAAGGAGAGAGAAGGAUGCCUCUUCUUCGGCGGGAACUUGGCAAAAUCCAGAGCAGACUGCUUACGGCCUGGGCUUUCAGCAUGUCUCUAGGCAGUGCAGUGGAACACAGAGCUCAUCUGCUGAAGCAUACCGUCUUUUAUGUGGUGCGAUUCGCCGCUUUGCUCCAUUUGAUCCCGAGCAAAACAAACACCUCAGUUUCAACUCGCCUUCUCCAUCUUAUCAAAGCCCUUCUAUCUUUUCUUCCCUGGGACAACACUCACUCAGACGGGACACGCUGCCUGGGCCUGGUGGUGGAGCUCAGUAAACGGCUGGUACACCUCCUGAUGACACCUCAUCCCACAUCCUACCAGUCGGGUCACUAUCAACUAUCAUCUCAAAGUUUAUCCACCAUCCUGCAUAUCUUGCAGCUGGUCUCCAAUUCCCUUGACAAUGCUUACAGCCUGCAGCAAAGAACUAUCUGGUCCUCUGCAGAGAAGGAAUCUCUUUCACAGCCUUCGGAUGUUCAUCAUGUUCCGAUGCUACGGGAUGAGAAGGAAAAGAAAUUGACCUCCCUAAAUAACGGGCAACCUAUUCCUCAGCGACCUUCAAGCAGACUGUUUGGAGUGUGGCAGUCGGUAUACAAGGUCACCCAGCAAUAUCUGGAGGAACUGAAUAGAUAUGAAGGCAGCGAUGGAUGGGAGGAGGAACAGGAACAGUUGUCUUUCAUCAUGUCCCAGAUGCAGAUGGCCCUGCAGGCUACAGGAGAGAGACUGGAAGAAGGCCCUGCACUGUUGAGUUACCCAGGUGAGCAUCUUUACCUUUGUGGCUUGUAUCCAAAGAGCGCUGAUGCCUGGCGAGCACAGAUAUGUGAGGAGAGUAACAAAAUGUGUGAUCGUAGGGUCUUCCAGGAGCAAAGGGUUGGCCUGGCGCUCCUUUACAGUCUUUUGUCUCAGUACCACCUGAGGGAAGCCCAAGAGUUGGGCGACCACAUGGCUCGCCUCAUACUGCACAGGUCUGGACAUCAGAAGGACAACAUAACAGCAGAUUCUUUUCCUUACUCGUGGCUUCCGAUUGAUCUUCACAAUGAAACCGCCUGUGCAGUGGUUCAGAGCCUGGGGAGAUUUAUGGCCUCUUACUUUGCCAACCAGCCACUCCACAUCUUGCCCCCUCACAAUGUGGCUGUCCUGCCUCCACUACAUUUACCUCAUGCUCCAGAUGUUGGACGCUUGAUACCUUUAUGCCAGGAGGAGGUGGCUACUGCAAUUCGACGGCAGCAUCUGUCAGAGGUGUGGACAGUUGACUAUGCUCUGGACCUUCUGCUGCUCGGGGGUCUGCUUCCUGAGGCUGUGUGGUUGGCUUACAAUCUUGGGGACUGGAAGACGGCGGUUUCACUGAGUCUGGCUUAUACAAGCUAUCGCACUGACCGUUUGGAAUUCGCUCGGCUGACAAGGAGAGAGCUCCUCCUACCAACAGCGUGGAAAGCAGAAAACAUCUUUCAGGCCGAGUUAAAGUGUCUUCUUGGAAACAAACCCGACCACAAGGAACACAGGGACAAGGAUGAUGACAAGAGCUUCACAGACCUUUUGGAAGGAGAGGACUGGGAUUUAUUACUGGUCUCCAUACAGGAGAUUCUGAAAGCAUCAGUCAUGGCGGGAGUGAAUGUCAUGUCCUCGCCCUUGUCCUCCUUGCUGGACACAGCCAAAGACUUAUGUUCCUGUCUCCCUAUGUUGGUACCCAAUGGACUUUAUCUACCUUCUCCACCUCUGUAUUGCCCUCAGCCUUCACCCAACACACAGGACCCAAUAGGAACAAUGGGGCACUUUGCAGAGGUUGCAGCACGUCACAAGGUGUCUGGUGUUCUCCAAAGAUUGCUUUUACUUCUGAGAUCUGCUCGCUGUUGCCAUCCAGCUGCCCAGUGGUACAUCACUAAUCUGCGCCGUGCCAAACACAUACUUUACAAGAUCAAGAAGAAGUACCCGUAUCCAGCAGCUCCUAAGGAAGAGAAGGCUCUCCCUGAGGGUCUGAUGAAGUUUGUCACCCGCCGUGGAUUCUUCAGACACGGGCCUAACAAAGACGGCCAUUUGGACCCUGAUACCAUCCAAACUAUUAUCUGUUUCAGAGAGCUGUGCGGUUUAUGCUGGAUGUUGCAUGUCCGGGACCAACUCUCCAUUUCCAGCAGGAAGUAUCAGGCCUCUAGACAUCUUGGUAGAGAUGAACAGCUCCCCGAUGACUCAGACGUGAGGUCUGGCUGUGUCAAAGCUCUCGGCUGGGCCCGUCGUUUUCUGCCUUUCUCCCGAUUCCUCAAUGCCGAAGAAAUUCUCCAGGACAUUCUGCUGAGCCUCGUCUCUGAACUGCCGCCCAUCCCUUUGGUGGCAGAUACGCUGGUGCAAGCCUUCCCAGAGGAGGAAGAGUCGGUCAAAGUCCCACUGAGAGAAAAGUAUAACACACUGCUACAGAGACUGAGGCAAUGCAAUGUUCCUGAAGGGGAAAAAACAGAGGCGAAUGAAUCAAUGAUGAAACUGAUUCAGGACAAAUACAGGCAAAGGAGAAAACAUCUGGGGCGUUUGCGCAGGCACCUGGCCCCACCUGAGCUCCAUCUGUGGGAGAAAGAGGAGGAAGAGGAGGAGAGAGGAAGCAAACACGGAAUGGCUGUGUUAAGGCAGCUCUCACUGGGCACAAGCCUGAGCACCAGCACUUUAACUGACUGCUGUUUCCCCCCACUGUGCAGUGAUGGAGACAUAGCAGAAAACACAUCGAAGGCCGUCUCCCCUGAACAGCAUUGCCAGUUCAAGACCAGAGCCAAAAAACGACAUAAAGUAAAAGACAGAGAGUAUGCUGUUAAGAUUAAAAGUGCCAUUCAGGAGGAGAGUCACCCAGAGGAUACCAAAGGGAAUGACAAGUCCUCCCUGCCAGUGGUCGGCACCUGGGAGUUUGAGUUGGAAGACGAAGAAUAUCUGAACUUCCUGGAGCUCUUCCUCAGCUAUGAGUUAGAGAAGGGUAGUGCUGAUGGAGGUGACCCGGGCAGCGAACUUCCCCUGUUGAAGAGCUUCUCCUCCCAGUUGAGGAAGAGAGAGUUGCAUUCUCUCACAUUUGAUGUGCUCACUACUGUUCAUCGCCGCCAAAGAGACAGGCAGCAUCUGGGGAGGAAACACUGGAGCAGUGAUCCUCCAGUGUUCAGAGCUGGGUGCUGCUACAAGCCUAUUAAACCAGAUACAACCCCUGAACCGCAAACGUCCUCCAUCUGGAGUGAAGCCCUGAUAUCCAGAGCUAGCCUUUCUGUCAGCUCUUUUUCUGGCCCGAGAACGGGUCGACAAAAAGGUUUGUUUGGCCUCCGGAAGCAAAAUAGUGUGCCAUUAGCCCAAAGACUGAAAGGUGGUCCUAAUGCUAGCCCUAUAAAAAGUGCCUUUCCCAUUGGCCAGUCACCAGAGAACUUAAUAUUUGGCUCCCCAACUUCAAUGGAAGCAGUAAUUGAGCUGCAGCAGGUCCUGGACCCCAAAUUAGAGGCUCAGUUUCCAGAGUUAGGCAGGCUGCUGGAGUGGAUGGUACGCUGGGCUGAUAGACGGGUGCUGCUGGGACACCAUGGCAAAAAAAUGAAAGAGAGGGGAGGAGGCGUCACAGGAACAGCUGAUGAAGGAGUCGUGAUUCGUGUCAAAGCCUCAGCGCCUGCUGUCCUCACUUCCCUCAGCUUACUGGAGUGGAGGUACACUGCGCUACAAGGGACAGGCCAAAGCAGUGACAACAUCCAUGUUCCGGAAACACAGUGGCCUGUAGCUCCCAUGCUGCUACCUGAAGUGGACAUGAAAGUGGAGAGGGAGAGCAGCAUUGAUACAGGCUACCCUGGAUCCACCAACACUCCCAUCACUGGACUUGAUCAAAAUCUACAAGGAGAACUGUCCAUUGGUUCCUGCGCAGAUGAACCAAAGAAAGUGACACGUCACAGGAUUCCUCUCCCUGAUGACCAGGAUCAACUGACCUCUCCCAAUGACUUAGAUGUCACACCUGAAAAAGAAGGGAAGAGCAGUGGCAGUGGCAGUGAGGGUGUGGAGGCGUCAUCUUCUAUUCUGCAUGAAAACAUCUCUGAAAACACCUGCACACCCGAUGAGAGUUUAAAGCUUGAAGACUUGGCCGUCUCAGAAAAUGCAGACGAUUUAUUCACUUCCGACUCUCUAAAUCUUCAAGCUCCUCCUCAUUCAGAACCCCAAGUUCUUCCUUCUGUUCACCCUGAGGCCUUGGUCCAUGCCGUGGUCCCUGAUUCCCUUGGAGCACUGUUACCUAAUACACCUGCAGAUCCUCCAAGCCUUCAGCCACAUAACCCCAUGGCUGCUGCACCCUCUACUCUUUCUACAGCACCCACUCAGCAACCGUCCACUCAGUCCCCAAACAUGAGACAGCAACUGGGUGACGAUUUAUUUAGAUUAGUUCAGAACAUUAACUACGUGAGCAUGAUGGAGGUUCUGGCCGCUUCAUUUUCCAACCUGCAGCUUGCCCAGCAGAACUCGUUGGCUCAGUCGAACAUAAACUCCUCACAGCCUCAUGUGCCAUCGUCUUAUGUAACCAGUGUCUUCCCUCAGCCAAAUGCCUUACCCGUUCAACCCUCCUUCUCGGUGGCGCCUCAGACACAGACAAGUGUGCCAACCUCUAUGACACAGUGCCAGAGACAAAUCACCAGCAAUCGAGCCAGCACGUCCGGUGGUGCAGGUGUUAACUAUCAGGGAAUGUUUCCUCUCUCUGUCCAUGUGGAGUCACCAGAAAUCCAGGUUACGCAGAGCAAGACGUUAAUCCCAUCCUCCCAGGGUCUCCUGGCCACUUCUGACAUCAGUCAGACCAUUUCGAGCGCUCCCGUGCCGCUGCCCUCUGAUAGUAGUCUACAAAAUGACACUGCUCCCCCAGUCGUGGGCUUGAAAUUACAGCUUCAGUGUCAUCCAUUGCCCAAUCACAGUGCCCCACACUACCCUCCCGCUCAAGAGCCUCGGAUGCUGCACGUUGCAAACCCUGCAACGCUGGAAUCCCAUCAGCCCGAGCUCAGACACAAUCCCCAAGCCACGUCAAAGAGGGCUGAAGAAGAAAAAAGAAUCGGGCCCUUUGUCCUAAGAAGACAACUGAGUUUAAAUAAUCCACAUGAUCCUGCUCCCACAAAUUCUCAUUCCCAGGGGCAGGAGUUAACGCUACUUCCUCCUGCUACACAAGCUCACACACCUGCUCUAACACAGGGGCUCCAGCUGCUGCACAUUCAGCCUGUUGCCCAGAGUGACGUCAUGUUCCCUAAACUCCCCACACCAUUUUCCUCUACACCCUCUCCUGUCUUUGCGGCUCCAGUGCGAGAAACGCCUCUGCUGAAACUCUCAUACAUAGAGUCUGGACCCAAAAUGUUUUUACCCACGGCAGCUCCUCGGACACAAAUGACUCGUCUUAUUACCUUGGAUGAAUUGAAGAGUUCAGUGACCACGAGGCCGAAUGCUGACGAGGCUCAGAUGCAGUUGCUUCGAGUAGAUCCGCCUCCUGAAAGCACCCGUGCAGCUGCAUCUUCUCCUGGUUUUACCUCCAGCAAGAGACAGAGGAGGAGAGAGGAGAGAGUCGACAGGGAAAGAAAAACGGAGGUCACAUUCAGGCCAAAUGAGUCCAUCAUCCCUCCAGAAAAGGAAUGCCUGCAGUCAACAGAUGAGCCUGUAAAUCAUGAAAAUGAAGAAGAGCCUGCACUUGCAGUUGCAGAGAAUAUCGCCCCUGCACACAACUUUGUUUUUCCUCUUGGGUCUUUUGACUCUGUGCUGAGUGACCAGAAGUUACUGGACAAGCCUCUGCCCACUUCAGCGGAGCUCCACGCUUUUGCUGCCACGUGUAAAAAACCUCCAGAGAGCCAGGAUGCUUUCACCAACACAGACUCAGGUUGUCCUCCCACACUUGUGGAUAAAAGUGUUUCUACUUCUGUGACUUUCAGUAGCCCUAACUCACAAACGUCACAUAAUGAGCAUCUAAUUCAAGACACAAAGGAGAAACGAAAGGAACCAGAGACCAUUCUGGAAAGAGCCACACAUGACCUGCACGGCCACCAGUUCCUAAGUGUUGUGGACCUAGAAGACAAAACUCUGCACCAAGACUUGGCGUUGUGUCUCAGCCCAAAAGCACCAGAUGUUCCCUCUGUCCAUUGUUCAACUACUUCUGCUCAGAUUCAUGUUCCUGCAACUUCUGCUGUUAGAAGUUCUGCUGCUGCACCACAACCAUCCAUCAGAAUAACAGAAAAACACGUUACUAUCCACCCAGAUAUCCUUGAGGAUUCUCAAACACCCAGUCACAAUGAAUCCAGUACAGAUCCAGAGAGAGUCACUUUCCUGGAAGGUUCAGAUCCAUUUGACUCUGAGGUCUGUCGAGCCAUAAAGUCACUGAGCCAUCGAACGCUCAGAGCCUCCUCAUCACCUCCUUCUGUCUGGUUCUCCGCUCGCAUGUCAGAGAUGGAUGCUCAGCUGGCCGCGCUACAGAAAAUUGCAGACUAUCUGGAGAAUGACUUUUCAAACUCUCGAAUGCUGGUGAACACCAUCGAGAACCUCACCCCAGUCUUGUCUCCUGAUGCAAAGAGCACCAAGGCAGUAAAAAAAACGGUCACACUGUCCGUUCCACACGCAGCAUGGAUGCCGCAAUCUGUCACUUUAUUUGAACCAAAUGGACGUGAAGAGGAAGAGGAAAGUAAGGACGACAGGCUUGUGUUUCAUGGUGACUCCCACGCUCUAGAGGAAAAGCCUUCUUUCUAUUGUUCCACUCCCUACGGUCACAGAGCUGGUCCAUGUUACCUUCACAGCCCUCCAACUAAAGAGAUGAAAAAUCAUUUGACUGACACAUCUGGUAUAUCUAAUGCGUGGGAAGACGAGACUCUGGGCCAGACUGGGCUGUCAGAUACAGCAGAAAUCCUAGAUGAGUUGGUAAAGGAAGGGUAUUUAUCCCCAACUGACCUGGACUGGAGCAGGGUGCAUCAGCAGCAAAGUAGUGUCGCGUCACAGAAAAGUGUCUGCCCAGAUGAAGACAGGAGAGAGCUGAGGAUCUGGAUGAGAAGGAAACAGAGGGAAAGAUUGGCUGCUUAUCAAAAACACAGAGAAAACCUGAGAGAGAGGGAGCGAAAGCCUUUUUCUGCCUUUGGAAAAAUGAAAUCAGCAAACAGAAAUGAAGCCACUGUUUGGAGAAGUAGAUUAGAAAAGAAAAGAUUCAUGCUCCUGGAGCAACACAAGCAGAGGACGAAUGAAGCUUGUGCUUUGAUUAGCAGCGUCCCCACCACUCCUCCAGUCCUACGCACUCUUUCACAGCCUCUUCCAGUGUGGUCCACCACACAGCCCACCUCCACUCCACUUUUUGGCAGCACUUACAGUACAUCUACCAUUGAGAAAAGAAGCUUCAAGCCCCAGUCGGAACAAACUCGGUCCCUCCUUCAUGGGACUGCUGAGGUGCAGGGACGGCCUUCAGACGAUCCCAGCAGGAAACUGGAGCUACAUAAUCCAGAUCGUACGUCUCAGGUGACCAGACAUGGCACGCUCACGGACGCAAAGAGCCGCACCAAUCAACCCCCUGCCAGCCAGACUGAGGAGCGUCAUGUCAGAGUAAAGACGCAUUUCAACAAAAGACCUUUAGGAGGAGCGUCCAAGGGCAGAGGAAUCCAGAAGGUGCAGGCAAGGAUGGAAGACGGAGGAGAAGGGAUGCUUUUGGAGCCUAAUUCAGAAACCUCAGAGUCUAACAGAGCUUUGGCCAGAUUGCUGAAUGUGCAUGAAGACGGUGCCCGAGCUGGUGUGUCAGGAAUGGAGUGGCUGGACAACCUGUCUGAGAGCGCCAGCAGCAGCCUCAGCAAAAUCGACUGGGCUGCCAUCGAGAGGAUGGUGGCUGCAGUGGACGACUGAGUUGAGGUGUCUCAAGGAAGGGACAAAGAGUGCCAUGUUUGUUGUAGAUCCAAAAGUGCUGAAAGAUCUCUUGUGCCUAAAUAUACUAUGAAUCAGAACUUUUGUAAAUUGUGUAGAUAUCUCUAUAAUAUCUAUUUUAACAGUGUGAUUUUUAUAAAUUAUUUGUAAUGGACAAUUCAUCUCUACAAACAUGUUUGUGCCAUUUGAGUGUGUGUGCUUAGUGUUUUUUUUUUUAGAUUUGUAAU
Molecule: messenger RNA, 10274 nt
Organism: Solea senegalensis (Senegalese sole)
Lineage: Eukaryota; Metazoa; Chordata; Actinopteri; Pleuronectiformes; Soleidae
Gene: cplane1
Product: ciliogenesis and planar polarity effector 1
Exons: 49
Coding region: 448-10029 (3193 amino acids)
Biological process (GO): cilium assembly
Cellular component (GO): ciliary transition zone
Molecular function (GO): protein binding
Source: RefSeq, a predicted model, not a curated record